AUGCUCCCGCAGCGGCCGGCGACGCCGGAGUCCGCACGGAGGCUCGCCGGACGACAUCUAAUCUUCGAUGGCGCUGAGUUUGAGCUCGGCCGCAAGCUCGGGGCGGGCCGAUUUGCGACUGUCUAUCAUGCAGACCGGCGGCGGGUGGACUCGCCUGCCUGCGCUGGAGCUCACCUCCCCACCCAGCUUGCCAUCAAGGUGUGCGAGCUCGCUGGCAUCAGCGCGUGGGGCAGGAUGGCUCUCGUGCGCGAGCAGGCACUCUGGAUGAAGGUCGACCACCCGAAUGUCGCGAGGUGUCUGGGAGCGAUCAAGACGCCCACGCAGGCGGUGAUCCUGCUCGAGGAGUGUCAAGGCGGCGAGCUCUUCGAGAGGAUCAUGAAGAUGAACCACUUCUCAGAGGACAGGGCGGCGCGGCUUACCGCAGAACUGUGCUCUGCCGUUUCGCACCUCCACAGCUGCGGCAUUGCGCACCGCGAUCUAAAGCCCGAGAACAUCCUGCUCGCCUCCGACGCCGACGACGCGCCGCUCAAGCUAGCCGACUUCGGCGCGGCGGGACUGGUGCACGAAGGGCUUCGGACACCCUGCGGCUCCCUCGGCUAUGCGGCCCCAGAGCAGCUCCGGGGCCUCUUCUCUCAGAAGCGCGACCGCUCUGGCGCGCCGGCGGCUGGCAGCACCUACGGCUACGAGGUGGACGCGUGGGCGGUUGGUGUCAUUGUCUACAUCCUCCUCACGGGCGUGAUGCCCUUCGACCCAGCGCGGUAUCGGGAGGCGCCGCUGACCGUCGCUUUUCCGGAUGACCUCUUUGGUGGUGUGUCGGCGGCGGCGAUCGACUUUAUCGAGCGCUUGCUGUGCCUCUCGUCCUCCCACCGCAUGACCGUCCAGCAGGCGGAGCAGCACGCUUGGCUG
Molecule: messenger RNA, 906 nt
Organism: Emiliania huxleyi CCMP1516
Lineage: Eukaryota; Haptophyta; Isochrysidales; Noelaerhabdaceae
Exons: 1
Biological process (GO): mitotic spindle organization; protein phosphorylation; regulation of cytokinesis
Cellular component (GO): spindle microtubule; chromosome passenger complex; spindle pole centrosome
Molecular function (GO): protein kinase activity; ATP binding
Source: RefSeq, a predicted model, not a curated record